AUGCCCGGAGCCAAACGGCGCAGACCGCCACCUCCUCCGCCUCCUCUUCCUCCUCUUCCUCCAACUCCAGCCAAAACAACACCGACCGGAUCUGAACCAAAAGAAUCAUUGGAUAAAGACGAACCUGCUCCCGAAGACUGUGUCUUGUAUGCUCAUCUAAAUUCGAAACCUCCUGAUCCGUGCCCAUAUCACUACAAGUCCGUUUAUUACUUCUUCUACGACGAUCUCGGGAUCCCGGACGUACUCCAAGUGGUCCUUGAAGCCUCGGACUCCCCUAAACUACGAGAAGCCAAAGUCUUUGGAUACUCAGUUGCACCACGGGGUCGUUAUACGUCACUCAUCGAAGGUGAACCCGGAGCGGAGGUCCUGGGCCAGGCAUUUCAAGCACAGUCUGCUGAAGAGGAAUACAAGCUCGGGUGGUACCACACAAGCGCAUACAUCAUUGCGCCAUGUUUGAUACAGUUCACGGAUGGUGGAGAGCCGAGAAAAGUUGCGGGAUUGGCAUUCAUGGAUGCUGGCGAUCAACGGGCUUGGAGGACUAUGCGAUUUGACUACAGGGCAUGGAAGUCUCAGAUGGGGACUCGACUCCCGCGAAAUUGGCAGAGAAGCGCAGUAGAGCCAAGUUCGUAG
Molecule: messenger RNA, 630 nt
Organism: Fusarium redolens
Lineage: Eukaryota; Fungi; Ascomycota; Sordariomycetes; Hypocreales; Nectriaceae
Exons: 1
Coding region: 1-630 (209 amino acids)
Source: RefSeq, a predicted model, not a curated record